Molecule: messenger RNA, 1570 nt
Organism: Agrilus planipennis (emerald ash borer)
Lineage: Eukaryota; Metazoa; Arthropoda; Insecta; Coleoptera; Buprestidae
Product: pancreatic triacylglycerol lipase-like
Exons: 4
Coding region: 430-1290 (286 amino acids)
Biological process (GO): lipid metabolic process
Molecular function (GO): lipase activity
Source: RefSeq, a predicted model, not a curated record
UGUGCAGUGUGAACGCAAAGCAAAAUGAAAUUACGGCACGGCACGGCACGGUUGCCGUUAGAAAACCGUCUGAGUGAAAGCAGGGUGAGGCUUCAUUAGGUACAGCUGCUGAGCAGUGACUUGUUCAAGGGUAGGCUAAACAGCAAAUACGGCGAUGCUGUUAAUAGCGUAAAAAAUGAAAUUGCCCUCGUAUCUUAUAAAAUGAUAAAAUAUUAUCGGUUGGACCAAAUACGAAAUGAUAAAUUUCAAGAUUGGAAAAGCAUAAAUACGACAAUUUGGAAACGUUGAACAUCUUUGUAAAUUUCCAACAAAAUGAGAAUCUUGCUCGUUUUAGUCAAUACUGCUUUUGCAGUAUAUAACCCUGUAAGUGCCUCUGAUAGAUUAUUGACGAUAUACGGUGAAAAUUGAGAGGUUGAAAUAAUUGAUCCCAUGGCUCCAACUCGUGAAUCAUAUGCCACUCCUUCCGAUAUUACCCUUUACCUUUAUACUCAAAGCAAUGCUUCAACUCCUGAAAUAUAUUCACUGGACGCUAGUGCCCUUUCGCCAUCAUCCAAUUACAAUUUUUCAAAGCAUAAUGUUUUCUUGAUUCAUGGUUGGCUAGGCAGUUACUCUAGUACUGUUAACAGUCUUAUAAAGUCCGCCUACAAUGAUGUUACUGAUGUUAAUAUAUUCGUGGUGGACUGGAGUCCUGUAUCCCGUACACUGUACCCAAUUGCAUUUGCUAACGUUCCCACAAUUGGAAAAUACUUGGGGCAGUUUAUUGCAGACAUGCAAACCCAAUUUAGACUGGGCGCCGAUAAAUUCACAAUUGUAGGUUACAGUUUUGGAGCUCAUGUAGCUGGAUGUGCCGGUGCGGCUACAAAUGGUAACAUUUUAGCAAUAUAUGGUUUGGAUCCUGCAGGACCUUUAUACCUUAAUAACAUUACGAACAACAGAUUAGACCCCUCUGAUGCGCAAUUUGUUCAUGCAAUUCACACCUGCGGUGGCAGAUGGGGCUUUGAAGAUAAUCUUGGAACUGCUGAUUACAGACCUAAUGGUGGAAGAGAUCAGCCUGGUUGUACAAUUGAACCAACUGGUCUUUGUGCUCAUAGCAGAGCUUAUAGAUUGUUUGCAGAAUCAGUCAGGUCAGGAGGAUUUACCGCUUGGAAAUGUGACAGCUAUAGCAACUUCCGUUCUGGACAAUGUCAGUCGAACGAUCAGAGCAGACUUGGGGGUGUAAAUAUUGAUACAAGUGCCACUGGAGAUUAUUACUUGGACACCAAUUUUGGAUCACCGUAUUCACAAUCCUAAUUACAGUUUAAAACAAUACAGUAUUAAGUACAUAACUCCUUAUAUGGACCAAUAUUUACAUAGUUCCGUUUAAUCAACGUGGGUCCCACAAGAGUAGCUUUAAGUGUUUAAAUUACAAUAUUGCAGUCUUAAGGACUAUUGAAUGUUAUAUUCAUAUUUUUUUAUGCCUCCACCUAUUCCAAUUGCGCCCUGAAAGCCUAUGGUCAUAAACAGUAGUGUAAAUGUCAUUGUCAUACCAUCUUAAAUUCUUUAUAAAUGUUACAGAAGACCUGUGCAUUUA